Molecule: messenger RNA, 1325 nt
Organism: Aphidius gifuensis
Lineage: Eukaryota; Metazoa; Arthropoda; Insecta; Hymenoptera; Braconidae
Product: B-cell receptor-associated protein 31
Exons: 3
Coding region: 238-927 (229 amino acids)
Biological process (GO): intracellular protein transport; endoplasmic reticulum to Golgi vesicle-mediated transport
Cellular component (GO): endoplasmic reticulum; endoplasmic reticulum membrane
Source: RefSeq, a predicted model, not a curated record
AAAAAUUUUUCAACGCACAUCGUGACAUCGGCACAUGAAUUUGCUCGUACACACUUGAUUGAACAUUACCUGGUUUACUGGUUAAAAAAAGAGCCAAGAACAAUCUAAAUAAAUACUUGUUACCCGGGGACAACUUCAUUUCUCAGACUGAUAGAAAUUACUCAGGCAUAUUACUCAUUAUAAAACGCUGACGCAUUGAAUUUAUAAUUUAAUAAUAAAAAAAAAAACAAAAUCAUCAUGAGUCUUCAGUGGACCCUUAUUGCCACAUUUUUGUACCUGGAGAUUGCAGUUGUAUUGUUAUUGGUAUUGCCAAUAGCAUCACCAAAAAGAUGGCAGAGAUUUUUUAGAUCAAAAUUUUUACAAAGUUUAAGGAAUCAAGCAUCAAUUUAUUUCCUUGUUUUAUUGGCAAUAUUGGUAUUGUUUUUGUUGGAUGCAAUUAGAGAAAUGAAGAAAUAUUCAAGUACUGAACAAGAUCAUGCUCAUCUUGAUGCUGAAAUGCAAGGAAACAUGAGACUCUUCCGAGCUCAAAGAAAUUUUUACAUUUCUGGCUUCGCUUUAUUUUUGAGUUUGGUUAUUCGUCGUUUGGUAAUUUUAAUAUCAGAUCAAGCUGUACUAUUGGCAAACAGUGAAGCAUCAAUGCGUCAAGCUCAAUCAGCAACAACAACAGCAAAAAGUUUGUUAUCACAAAAAGGUGAAACAGCACAAAAUGAUUCAAAUGAAGCACAUGAUAAAAUUGUUUCUGAGCUAAAAUCACAAUUACUUAAAGUUUCAAAUGAAAAAACAGAAUUAAAAAAUGAACUUAAUAAAGAAAAAAAAGAUAAAGAAGCUCUUAAAUCACAAGCAGAAUCAUUAACAAAAGAAUAUGAUCGUCUUUCCAAUGAAUUUUCAAAAUUACAAGCAGCUGGUGGUGACAAAAAAAGUGAUUAAAUAAUUAUUCUAUUUUUCAUUAAUUUUUUCUUCCUUGUUUUUCAUUAUAAUAAUUUGUUUUUUAUGGUUUAAUCCUCAGCUUAGGGUAUAAUUUUUUUUGAAAAAAUAUUACUUAUUAUAAAUAGGUAUUUCAUCAGUUUUUUUGUUGAGAUUUGUAACUUUUUUUUUUCUAUGAUUUAUCAGCUAAUAACUGAUAAGAUUGUUAACUUUCUAAAAGAAAAAACAUCAUCGAAAAAAUAAAAAUGUAAAUGCUUGUAAUAAUUUUGUAUUUAUAAACAAUAUUAUUUAAAAAAUAAUUUUGUUAUUGCCUUGAAUCCAAUAAAGCUUAAUUUAAUUUAAAAAAUUUAUUUCGAAUAAUAAUUUAAACUAAAAAUAUUAAAAAUCCUUGAACAAAAAAA